GACGAGGUCUUAGUUUUCCAGUCAGUUGUUUCUGGUGAGGGUGUCAGCCAUUACUCGUCCUGUGGAUUAUUCAUGAUGAAAUGAGCAUCACUGUGCAAUAACUAGUUGUCGCCAAACCCAUAAGCUGCAUCCAAUUGUACUCUCUGACAAUCAAGCCAACCAUUCUGGUUCAUCUCUUCUAAGGACCACAAGUAGUCCACUUGGGAACCUUUGUUUGUGAAAAUCCAUUGUACUGGUGACCCGUGACUCCAUAGUAUGGGGUUAGCUAAGCUACAAAACAAUAACUCAUUAUUAAAAUAUCAUCUAUAUGAGGAAUAAAACCAAAGGGAAAGUGAAAAUGUAGUAGCUGUAACUUUUGUCCAGCAAUUUCAGAUUUUUUGUCCAAUACGUUUGAACACAUCUCAACUAUGAGUCAAACACUUAUUUUAUCCCUAUAUAUGUUUGUGUAAGAGACCAGCAAUGAUGUCAAAAGCAGUUCAGCAGGUAAACCUAUCCAAGAUAUGGGUUCACUUAGUUUUCUUCAUCUUCUUGUUCUUCUUCUACUUUCCCAAAAUUUCUCUUCUGCACCUUAUCGCCAUCAACAGUUUGCAACUGGAGAUUCAGCUUCCAUCCGUAAUAUUUGCAAAACCACAAACUACAACAAACUAUGCGUCUCUUCUCUCAAAUCAAAUUCCUCAAGUUUGACAGCUGAUGUUAGAGGUCUUGCUGUUAUUAUGAUUGGUAUCGGAAUGAGUAAUGCAACUCGAACAUCUACCUAUUUGUCCUCUCAGAUGCUUAGUAAUACUAAUGAUGUUGUGAUGAAGAAAGUUCUCAAGGAAUGUGCUGAUCAGUACACGUACGCGAAUGAUGCUUUACAGUCAUCUCUCCAGGAUUUGUCUAACAUGUCAUUUGAUUAUGCUUUUGUUGAUGUUACUGCGGCCAAAGAUUAUCCAAAUAGCUGUCAUAAUGCGUAUCGACGGUUUCCAGGGUUAGCGUAUCCGCCUGAGAUGGCACGCAGGGAAGAGUAUUUGGUGCAAAUAUGUGAUAUAGCUCUUGGAAUGAUAGGCAAACUUCUUGAUUAGUAAGUAAAAUAAGCAUGAAGCCCAAUUAAUCGAGAAUGUGUCUCAUUUCUCCUUCUUGUAUCAUUUUCAUUUUUUUGGGGUACUGUUCAUAUAUUUAUUUUUUCUCCUUGUAAUAUUGAACCUGCAAGCUCUUGUCCCACCUUGUUAUUAAUUCAAUGCGGAUUCUUGCUCAUC
Messenger RNA from Papaver somniferum (opium poppy), 1235 nucleotides. RefSeq names its product cell wall / vacuolar inhibitor of fructosidase 2-like. Lineage: Eukaryota; Viridiplantae; Streptophyta; Magnoliopsida; Ranunculales; Papaveraceae. Gene Ontology annotation, biological process: negative regulation of catalytic activity. The transcript is spliced from 2 exons. The record is from RefSeq and is a predicted model, not a curated record. Bases 501 to 1061 code for a protein of 186 amino acids. Gene Ontology annotation, molecular function: enzyme inhibitor activity.